AUGAAAGUGCAGGAUCUGCCAGUGUUGGUGAUUACAACUGUCUCCCUGCGACUGAGCGCCGCUGAUCGCUGCCCCAGUGUGUGCGAAUGCUCAGGGUGGAAUAUUUUCCAGAUAACCUGUAAAUUCAUCGAUCACAUCCCGCCCUUUCCCCUGAACACCGAGAAGAUCCGAUUCAUGGAGACUCGACUCAAGACCAUUCCUGCUGAAGCUUUUACAGACCUCCCAAACAUUUCGAGGAUAUACAUUUCAAUUGAUGCAGUACUUCAGAAAGUGGAUGCACAUGCAUUCUUCAAUUUGGAUAAAGUUACACACAUAGAAAUACGGAACACAAAGAGCUUGAGUCACAUUGAACCAGAUGCUUUCAAGAAUCUCCCAGUUCUGAAAUACCUGGGCAUUUUUAACACCGGGCUGAACACAUUUCCAGACCUGACGAAAAUUUGUUCCACUGACGUGAACUUCCUGCUGGAAAUUGCUGACAAUCCCUUCAUUUCUACCAUCCCUGCAAAUGCCUUCAGUGGAUUAUCCAAUGAGUCACUAACUCUAAAGCUGUACAACAACGGGUUCACAAAAGUACAAGCCUACGCAUUCAAUGGAACGAAACUAGAUGCAGUUUACCUGCACAAGAACAAGCUCUUGUCAUCCUUCAACGACGAUGUCUUUACAGGAGUCUUGGAUGGACCCACUCUGCUUGAUGUUUCUCAGUCCAGUGUCCACUCCCUCCCAAGCAAGGGGCUGGACCAACUGAAGGAACUAAUGGCAAAGAAUACAUGGACAUUGAAGAGGCUGCCUCCUCUGAAGACUUUCCUUCACCUCACCAGAGCAGACCUCACGUACCCGAGUCACUGCUGCGCUUUUAAGAACUGGAAGAAGAACAAAGGGCUUUUAGAGUCAAUAAUGUGCAACCAUAGCACAAGUCAUGGUUUCCGGCAGAGACGAUCCUUCAGUUUACACAGUGAGCUCUUACACCGCGAUUACGCUGAGGAUAACAACGCAGCUCACUCCUCUAGCCAGGCUUCCCAGCUCCGCGAUUUCCAUAGUAACUCUCACUAUUACGUGUUCUUCGAGGAACAAGGAGAUGGAGAUGUUGGGUUUGGCCAAGAGCUGAAGAACCCUCAAGAGGACCACGUGCAAGCUUUCGACAGUCAUUAUGACUACAUGGUGUGCGGAGGCAAUGAGGAGAUUGUCUGCAAACCUGAGCCAGAUGAAUUUAACCCUUGCGAGGACAUCAUGGGCUACGACUCUUUGAGAAUCAUAGUGUGGUUCGUUAACCUGUUGGCCAUUCUCGGCAACACCUUUGUGCUCUUGGUUCUGCUGACGAGUCACUACAAGCUGACGGUCCCUCGUUUUCUGAUGUGCAAUCUGGCUGUGGCUGAUUUCUGCAUGGGCGUUUACUUGCUGCUGAUCGCCUCCGUCGACCUCUACACCAGGAGUGAGUAUUACAAUCACGCCAUCGACUGGCAGACUGGGCCCGGGUGUAAAACCGCUGGAUUCUUCACGGUCUUUGCCAGUGAGUUCUCAGUCUAUACGCUGACGGUGAUCACACUGGAGCGCUGGUACGCCAUCAACUUCGCCAUGCGUUUGGACAGGAAGAUGCGACUACGGCAUGCCACCAUGAUCAUGGUGGGCGGCUGGGUAAUCUGCAUCACCUUGGCACUUCUGCCCAUUUUAGGAGUCAGCAGCUACAUUAAGGUUAGCAUCUGCCUGCCAAUGGACACAGAGUCCCAGUUGGCUCAGGGCUACCUCGUCUUGGUACUGUUGGUCAACAUCUUGGCAUUUGUCAUCAUCUGCGCCUGCUAUGUCAAGAUUUACAUCACGGUAAAGAACCCGCAUUACAAGUCUGGCAGCAAAGACACAAAAAUGGCCAAACGCAUGGCAAUCCUCAUCUUCACUGACUUCACCUGCAUGGCCCCCAUUUCUUUCUAUGCGCUGUCCGCCAUCUUGAACAAGCCGCUGAUCACCGUGACCAACUCCAAGAUUCUGCUGGUCCUCUUCUACCCACUCAAUUCCUGCGCCAACCCUUUCCUCUACGUCAUCUUCACCAAGGCUUUCCGCCGAGACAUCUUCGUCUUGCUGAGCAAGGUGGGCCUCUGCCAGUACCGGGCCCAGCUCUAUCGGGGGCAGGCCCUCCCUGGCAAGAAUGCCAGCACUCUUGCUAGGAACCGGGGCAGUACAAGGACACCCGCCAACCUUACCAACGCCAGCCCUCACCAACACCCCAAUAACCGCGGACAGUCGAAGUCUGCUACAAGAGAGUGUAUUGAUCUGGGCAUCACUGGCUGGGCCAGCACUUAUUACCCAUUCCGAGGUGCCCUUGACAAGGUGGGCAAGAAACGCAGUGCCAUUAGCAAAUAUGUGCAGGACUGCAUGCCAAAGAAGUCUACUCGAGCGUUCCCGAACCAGAAAUCUUGGAUGAACCGGGAAAUCUAUCACCACCUAAAGACCAGGCGGGCAGCAUUCAAUUCAGAUGACCCCGACUUGUAUAGAAAAUCCAGAUGUCAGAUCGGCCUUCCUGAGAGUCCAACUAAGGAAGGCAGCGGGUCAUCUUCAACCUCUUCUUUCCUACAAGUCAAAGGCCCGAUCUGCUUCAAGACCACCAUCAUCCCGGUACCCAAGAAAGCGAACGCAACAUGCCUUAAUGACUACUGGUCAGUGGCUCUGAACUCCAGAAGAGAGGCUGGUCAAGACCCACAUCAACUGGAGCCUUCUAGCCUGCCUUGA
Molecule: messenger RNA, 2718 nt
Organism: Hemiscyllium ocellatum (epaulette shark)
Lineage: Eukaryota; Metazoa; Chordata; Chondrichthyes; Orectolobiformes; Hemiscylliidae
Gene: tshr
Product: thyroid stimulating hormone receptor
Exons: 13
Coding region: 1-2718 (905 amino acids)
Biological process (GO): G protein-coupled receptor signaling pathway
Cellular component (GO): membrane
Molecular function (GO): thyroid-stimulating hormone receptor activity; protein binding
Source: RefSeq, a predicted model, not a curated record